This is a messenger RNA of Pseudo-nitzschia multistriata, 817 nucleotides long. The record is from the annotation of a GenBank genome assembly. Lineage: Eukaryota; Bacillariophyta; Bacillariophyceae; Bacillariales; Bacillariaceae.
GGAUAGACGACGAGGUAUGAGAUUGCAUGAAAGCACUCACCCCUAACAAUCCCGAUGAUGCACCGUGCUCCUUCUAGAGGUGAUUCGGAACAGGCACGACAAGCACAAGCCCCCCCGUGGGGAUAUGUCGAUAAUCCUGCGGAAGUCAACAAUUUCCUCUCCCAGGAACAUCUCCUGGAGCUGAGUUACACCGACAUCCGUAAUCUGUCGUCCAUAGAGGAAAGUGACAGCAAUCGCAACAAGCGGGAGAAAAAUGCCMACGACAAGGUCGAAGACCUUCUCUCGAAAAAGAUGCUGCAGACAUCCCUCGAAGACAGAAAUGCCAUUGUCGGAGAAAUUCACGGCAUUCAGAACCUCGCCCCGGAAGAAUCGUCCGAAAUGAUAGAUGCAGCGCUGAGCGAACUCGAUCAGGAGAUCUCGAAUGUUCCACCCCGAUCGAGGCAGUCAUUCGAUCGUUCCCAGGAUAUAGCACCUAACGGUUACAUCAACAGCUCGGAGUUUCGUCUGCGGUUCUUGCGCUGUGAGCUUUUCGAUGCAAAACGGGCUGCUAAUCGGAUGGUUCAGUUUCUCGAUGUACUAUCGGAACUUUUCGGAGACGUUGUCUUGAAACGGCCAGUAAUGAUGAAGGACUUUUCGAAGGAGGAGAUGCAGGCCUUUCGGGUCGGCCAUCAGCAGCUUUUGCCAUAUCGGGAUCGAAGUGGGAGACGGGUCUUUGCUUGUGUAGGUGGUGUGGGACUCGAUGUUCCACUGUUGACUCGAGUGAGUAAUUUCAACGUAUACUCAUAAGUUUGAAAUGGAAUAAAACUGAUGUCAGGCA